Messenger RNA from Penicillium cataractarum, 3360 nucleotides. RefSeq names its product DUF3591 domain-containing protein. Gene Ontology annotation, cellular component: transcription factor TFIID complex. Gene Ontology annotation, biological process: RNA polymerase II preinitiation complex assembly; transcription by RNA polymerase II. Lineage: Eukaryota; Fungi; Ascomycota; Eurotiomycetes; Eurotiales; Aspergillaceae. Gene Ontology annotation, molecular function: RNA polymerase II general transcription initiation factor binding; RNA polymerase II general transcription initiation factor activity; histone acetyltransferase activity. The record is from RefSeq and is a predicted model, not a curated record. The transcript has a single exon. The coding region runs from base 1 to 3360 and encodes 1119 amino acids.
AUGCCUCACGCUACUCAGAACCAGGCCCAGGAGGCCCCUGAAGAUGCGGAGUUCGACAAUGUUAUGCGCCAGUUGAACAACUACGAAGGCGGCCCACAGUUUGACUUCCUCACCCGAGAUUUGGAUGUUGGAGAGAAGGCAGAUGACGCGGUCGACUACGAAGACUUUGAGGAUGAUGAACUUCCCGAUGAGGAAGAGCCGGAAGCGACGCAGCGGCCAUCCACGAACGACGCGCACGAUGACCUUUUCGCAGACCUAGGAGCUGACGAUGCUGGGCUCUUUGGACCGAGUGACGACAUCUUUGGAGGGACCGGCGAAGGCGAACAGGCUCAGGACGAUAACCUCGAUGAUUUAUUCGGCGAAGGGCCCUUUUCUCCCCCUCCUGCUGGCCAGGCGGAUGAUACCCGGGACCUCUUUGAAGAUGAAGAACCGUCGUUGACAACGCAGCCCGUCGAGCUACCGCCGAUUCCGCCCGUAAAGGAAGCCCAGGAUCAGCGCAUGACUGAGGAUGUGGACGAGGACGACAUUCUCGAUGAUGCCAGUGUCUUUUCGGAGGAAAUGGACGAAGCGACUCUGCGCGCAUGGAAGCUCCAACAACAGUUGUUUGCGAUGUCCGGGAGGACUGGUCCCGACCAUCUACCAGCGCCACCGGAGAAUCACGAGGAGCUUCUGCACUCCCUGUUCCCCAGCUUUGACCGCAACACCCUCCCUCGUUGGCUAGAGAUCAUCCCACACAAGAAGGCGUUCUACCUUGGAAAACAGCCUCUCAAGGUCCCCAAGCCAGUUCUCCCUACAAAAGUCAACAUCGAACUCGCUCCUGACCAGGAACGCGUGUUCAGAACCGGCCAGUCAAACAAACGCGGUCUGGAUCAUGAGUCUUUGGGUAUUGUUGUUAUCACUGAAGCCGCCCAGGAAGAAGAGGAAGAGGAGGAGAGGGAAGACUUUGACAUGGGUGAUGCUGAUGCGGAUGAAAUACUCCCAGGAGGAUUCACCAUGCAAGACCUCCGCACUAUCUGUGUCGACUGGGAUGUCAAGGAUGAAAUCCUCCCGACGGCAGAGGAGGAGCCUAUCAUUACUGCUCCGGCGCCACAUGAGUCUACCGACCUCUUCGACGAUGAUGCAGAUUGGCUGAUGGAAGAAAAUCCACCUAAAAAGCGCAAGACUGGGCCAACACCCAUCGACGUUAUCGCCCUCUCCCACCUUGACAUUCCUCUUCUAGAUGAGCCGGAACAGGCGGUUGCACAGAUUGCGAAGAGAGUGACUAUUGACAUGAACGACCCCAAUAUCCUUGUGGAAGAGUUGAGGCCGGACGCGGUGCUCCCCAAGCCCAAACAGGCUGGUCCCCGAAAUAGGGAGGAUGUCGACACGAACCUAACUCGCAAGCUCACUUCGCGAUACAACAUCUCGAAUGACCAGGCAUACGAGAUGCUCAAGCAAAAUCACCAGAACAAGAUUCGGAGUACUCUUGGAAAUGUUACUCUCGAACAUGCUCUGCCAGCCUUGCGCUUGCAGUGGCCCUACUACAAGACUGAGCUACAAAAAGCAGAAGCUCGAUCUUUCCACAGACCAGCUUUGAGUUUCCGGACUGCACAAACGUCCUGGUUUAAGAACCCGGGACAUGUCAAACGGAAGCAUCUCAAAGGCAAGGAUGCCAAGGCUCUCUUCGAUUCAACCAAGUCACUCUCCCUGGCCGAUAACUCUAGCGUCUUGCUAGUGGAGUAUUCUGAGGAGGUUCCCAUGGUGCUCUCCAACUUCGGCAUGUGCAACCGGUUCAUCAAUUACUACCGAAGGAAGAACCCAGAAGACCCCACUCGCCCGAAGGCAGAAAUUGGUGAAACUGCGGUCUUGCUCCCGCAAGAUAAAAGUCCUUUCUCUAUCUUCGGGCAUGUUGACCCCGGUGAGAUUGUCCCAGCAAUCUCCAACUCAAUGUACCGGGCGCCAUUGUUUCCGCAUCAAGCCAAGUCGACCGAUUUCCUGGUCAUUCGCAGUACGACUGGCUCGAUGGGCAUGAGUUACUACAUCCGCAACAUUGAGAACUUCUUUAUCGCUGGACAGCAGUUCCCAUCCGUUGAUAUCCCUGGCCCACACUCACGCAAAGUCACCACCGUCGCUAAGAAUCGAAUGAAGAUGCUCGUCUACCGACUUCUUAAGAAGAGUUCGGACGAACGACUUGCAAUCUCUGAUGUCACGGCCCACAUACCUGGUACAACAGACAUGCAGAAUCGGCAAAAAGUCAAAGAUUUCUUACAGCACGACAAGGAUACCAAGUACUGGAAACCUUUGGAUCCCGUCCUCCCUGAUCAAGACACCAUCCGGUCUUGGGUUCAGCCAGAGGAUGUUUGUCUGCUAGAGUCUAUGCAGGUCGGCCAACAACAUCUUCACGAUACCGGUUUUGGCAACGACGCUGAAAAUGGCAAUGAGAAUGACGAGGACGAGGAAAGCGAGAGUUUCGAACAACUGAUGGCUCCUUGGAAGGCAUCGCGCAACUUCUUGCUGGCUUCCCAGGGCAAAGCCAUGCUCAAACUUCAUGGCGAAGGUGAUCCCACCGGUCGUGGUGAAGGUUUCAGUUUCAUCAAAACCUCGAUGAAAGGUGGUUUCAAGGCUAUUGGUGAAAGUGUUGAGGAUAAGCUUGACGCACAGAGGCUUAAGGAGCUCGGCGGUCAUAGCUAUAACGUCGCACGUCAACAAAAGUCAUACGAAACCUCCAUCCGCCGAAUUUGGGAUGCCCAAAGGGCAAGUCUGUCCUCCACUAUUGAGCACUCGGACGAAGAAAGCGACGUCGAUCGAGGCGACAUGGAAGAGUUCAGCAAGCCUACCCCACGAUCUGAAGCUCCGACACCUGCGCCUACCCGACGAUACGAUGAUGAAACAACCAGUCAGUUCAGUCGGAUGAGUUUCACGAGUCAGAAAGGCAAGGUCCUGCGCAUCACCCGCCAAUUCAAGGCCCCCAACGGUGAAAUCUUGGAGAAAGAACAACUCGUCUGGGACCCGCGCGUCAUCAGACAAUACAUCCAGCACCGUCACCGCUCCGAGGCUCUCACCACCAAACUGGAAUCUCUCCAACCAACCGGUGACCCCGAGGUUGACGCUCGUAACCGCAAAUUGAUCGAGGCCGAACUAAGCCGUCUGAACCGAAACAAGGAACGUCGUUUCGCGCGCGAGAAGCAAAAGGGCAUCUCUCGUGCUGGGGAGUCUCCUGCGGAUGGUAAACCUGCCGGAACACAACGCAAGUGCGCCAACUGCGGCCAGGUCGGACACAUCAAGACGAAUAAGAAGCUUUGUCCUCUGCUGAACGGUACGAUGAAGCCGGAGGAUCGGGUAACAGACUCGGCAUUCUCCAUGAGUGCACCUAUCAUCUAA